Messenger RNA from Solanum dulcamara, 658 nucleotides. RefSeq lists its product as uncharacterized. The record is from RefSeq and is a predicted model, not a curated record. The transcript is spliced from 2 exons. The coding region runs from base 110 to 658 and encodes 182 amino acids. Lineage: Eukaryota; Viridiplantae; Streptophyta; Magnoliopsida; Solanales; Solanaceae.
GCGUUUCUUAGUUUAUUUCAUAGGUUUGAUUAAUUCCUUAUACUCAGUCAGCUAAAACCUACUGAGUACAUGUGAAUUGUACUCACCCCUACUUUUGUGUCCCUUUUUGAUGCAGAUACUAGUCGGGGUACCCCACGUGGCAGUUAAUAUUCUAGCGGAUUGUGUAAUUCUCAGAUUAGUGAUGGUGAGGACUAGAGCCACAAUUACUGAGGGUGAGGCUGCACCUGCUGCUCAAGCCCCAGUACGCGGGCGAGGUAGAGGACGUGGUGGAGUCAGGGGACGAGGCCGAGCAAGGGGAGCGGCACCUGCUCGUGGACGAGCUAGAGAGCUAUCACCUGAGCCCAUGUAUGAGCAUGAGGAUGACUUAGAGCAGAAGACUGAGGAGGAGAGGCCAUCCCAGCCUCCUGUGGUUCCCGAUAGUACUCCGAUGCUUCAGGAGCUAUUGGUUCGAUUAUUGGCUAGACUGGAUGGUGCUCCUACCUCUGGUAUUAUUUCAGGUACUAUAGGUUCUCCUAUCACAGUUGGUGCUACACCGCCAGUUCAGGGGCCUAGUGUAGGAUUUCAGACUCCUGGUUCAUCUUCAAUGCCUUCUAUUGCACCUCCGAGAUUUGCAGCUCCGCCAGUUUCUGCUAAUGCUGCCAUGUCGGUAGCUGAGUAG